CGUGCAGGCAUCGCAUAGCCCGCCAACCGAUCAUCGCCAGCACCAUUAUCAAUCAAUGAACGGCAGUCCUGACAACGACAGGAGCACAGGUGGACAAGGAGGGCUCAGCGUGGCCAAGCAGCCCUUCGAGGAGUGGCAGUGGAAGGCCAUCGAGGCGGGCGACUGGCAGCUGCUCGAGAAAUUCGAACCCGAGAGCACCUCAUAUGACCAGGUAUGACCGUACCAACACAAGCAAAGCAUGACAGACAGGUGUGUGGGCUCGUUCAUGUGUGUGUGUGUGUGUUGUUUUAGACGAGCGAGAGCUAUGGGACGCCUCUGAUCAGCAUAUUGGACAAGUAUGUGUUCAAGGCGACGCAUCACGAGAAGGAGAAGUUCGUCGAGUGCAUCCGGUGGCUUAUCAGAAAGGGAGGUAACCAACCAACAAACCAAUGCAUUCACACGCACACGCACAGGCAGUGCCAGUGAGUGCCAACGUGUGUGUGUGUGCUACGCCUGCCUGCAGCGAGUCCGUUGACCAAGGCGCCCGACAGCUGUUCGAUGCAGAUAUCUUACCAGAAGCGGGACGACUCUGAGGACAAAACCAAACGGGUUUACGUCUCCAAAAAGAACGCCAUACAGGUCAGCACGCGUCAGCCACUGACGGGCGCGCGCCAUGCAUUCGUUCGUUCGUUUGGAUGCAUGUGUGCUUUGUGUGUGACAGGUCGGUUACGAGGUCCGCGAUUCCCUGCCGGCCACCCCUUCGUGGCAAGAGGUACGUGUGUAGGCAGCAGGCACGGACAGUCAUUUUGGGCCACUGACGCGCUGUGCGUUGGUCUGUCAGGAGCGGAUGCGUGUCAAGCAGGUCAUCCAGAUCUUCGCUGAGAACUCUCAAGUGGUCAGCACACACACACACACACAGAGAGAGAGAGAGAGAGGCGUCGCUCACCGAUGCAGUCAGUCACUGUAUAUCCGCCUGUCUGUCUGUGUGUUCGUUCAGUCGCACUGGGAGAGGAUUGAAGUUGACGAGAAGGUACAUCCAUCCACGCACUGCACACAUUAGUACAUUAGCCAACACGUGCGGCACGGCAUGCACCUGUCCCUUCCCCUGUGCUCCUGGGGAACCCCGUUUGUUCGUCAGGUGGUUAAUUUUUGGGAGAAGGUAUUUCAUGACAAGAGCACCGCUGACGUGGAGGUGAAGCUUAAGGGCGGUGUCACCGUCCAGUGCCACUCGUGCAUUCUGCGGGUCUGCUCCGACGUGGUCAGCCAGACACACACACAGAACAACCAACAUGACUGACGGCAGCCAGUCCAUCCAUCCAUCCAUCCGUUGGCCACUUGUCUGUCUCUGUGUGUUGCUGUUGGCUGGGUGGGUGGGUGUAGUUCAACGCCAUGUUCACUCACGAGAUGCUGGAGAAGGAAACCAAAAAGAUAGAGGUCAGUCACAGUCAACGCACCCGCCCCUCCAUCCAUGCAUCCAUCCAUGCAUCCUUCAUUUUACGUCCCGCAGGCUCCCACAGUGGAUGCGGUUGAGUUCGAGCAGUUCCUCUCGCUGCUGUACACCGGUACGACUGUGGGUGGGUACUGGACACAUUUACUGCACUGACGACUGACUCAUCUCUCUCCUAUCACCAGGUUGCUGGAGCGGCAAGGGCGACGAGGACACGGCGGGCAGUGCCAACAUCAGCAGCACAUCGCCAGGCGGCAUCAGGAGCGGACCCGCAGCAGCUGCGGCAGCAGCCGCAGCAGCAGCCGCCCCGCCGCCCAAUCAGUCCACCACCACCACUGUGUCGUCCAACAACAACCCCGCCCCGAUGGCCCCCAGCCCCAACACACAGCACAGUGCCGGCAGCCCGUUUGCUGCCGGGAGUGGGGUCAGUGGCGGCGGCGGUGGGGGCGGGACGCCAUCGGUGGACCAGUUGCUGUCGCUGUUCACGCUGGUAGAUACGUACCAAGUGACACAUAUGCAGGUGAGAGGGGGAGGAAGGGACGGUGGUGGGAGGGUGAGAGAGUGUGGCCAUGCAUCGCAUCCAUCUCCUGUCUGUCUGUCUGUCUGUCUGUCUGUUGGUGGCUGUCGUGUUGUGUGUGCAAUGCAGUCGAUGUUGCAGGCGCGCAUUAAGGACCGGCUAACGCCAAAUACCUUCGAGAAGAUCAUGAAGUUCGCUCUCAAGUGAGACACACAGACAUGACAGACACCCAACGGCCACUCAGCGUACGACCUUGAGCACAUCCGUGUUUUGUCUUGUCACUUCAGGUCUCACUGUCCGCCUCUGCGCGUCGCCUGUGGCACCUACGCGCAAUCGAGCGAAGAGAUCAAGGUCAGCACCCUCCCUCAUCCAAACACACACACCGGCCGCUCCGCUCGCUUAGCAUCAGUCAUUUCCUCUGUCCGUCUGUGUGGCUGGCUGUGUGUGUGGGUGUGUUAAAUUAAAACAGCAAAACUACUUUGCUGAUCGUUAUUGCGAGGAGGUGCAGGAGGAGCUGCAUUUGGUCUUCAGGAACCCCGCCAGCUCAGGACACCCGGCCAAGAAGCGCAAGAGGAACGCAUUCUGAUCCAUCCGACACACACGGUGCGAUGACGCGGACCCUUCCAUGCACACACACACAUACACAUACAUGAGGGGGGUCGACAGUGGUACACACACAAACAUCCACACACACUCCUCUCGUGAGUGUAUGUGCACGGUUCUUCGCCUCAGUAAUGGGUGGUUAAUGCAUGGUCGUCGAUAUGGAGCGGCUUGGCUGCAUCACACUCCCACCGCACACAGACGCACACGGACAGUCGCUCGCUUUGUCGGCUGUGUGGACACAUCCUAUGCUGUCGUCUCUUCUUUUUUCGGUUUGGGGCUAGCUGGGACGAUGGGCGGUCCGGUAGAUCGAUGGGGUGCGUGGCAGUGGAGUGCAUUUGUUUGUACGGUUGACAUGCCAUUGGAUGGCUGACACGCAGAGCUUUCUGCUGUGCCCUGCGUGUAGUGCUCGACUGACGGGACAGAGAAUGGACGAGUGAAUGAAUGAACGAAAUGGCCACUUG
This is a messenger RNA of Vitrella brassicaformis, 3007 nucleotides long. The record is from the annotation of a GenBank genome assembly. NCBI's taxonomy places the organism in Eukaryota, Vitrellaceae.